Molecule: messenger RNA, 1190 nt
Organism: Drosophila innubila
Lineage: Eukaryota; Metazoa; Arthropoda; Insecta; Diptera; Drosophilidae
Product: alpha-tocopherol transfer protein-like
Exons: 6
Coding region: 109-975 (288 amino acids)
Cellular component (GO): membrane
Molecular function (GO): phosphatidylinositol bisphosphate binding
Source: RefSeq, a predicted model, not a curated record
GACGUCCAAUUCAGUUGGGCAGCAAGCUUCAAACGCAACGGUACAGCGUACGCAUUUGGCAAUCGAUAAACGUUCGAUAAUCGUUACGAUUACGAUUAAUCUGACAGCAUGAGCAGCGAUAGUGAAAGUGAAAAUCAGUUAAGACGCGAUCGUGAUUUGGCCGAGCUAUUCGAAUGGUUUGCUCAAAAUGAGAAUCUGCCGCAGGAAAUUGAGCCUUUGCUGCUGCGUCGCUUCUAUCAGUGCAUGUACGGACAUGUCGAGGACACCAAGAAACUCAUCGAGGUGAAUUACGCGUUGCGUAACAAGCAUCCGCAUCUGUUUAUCAAACGAGAUCCACUGGACGAGGACAGUCGUCGCACUUUUGAUUAUGCAGACAUUCUGCCACUACCUGGCCUUACGCCGGAUAAAUAUAAGGUGUCACUCUAUUGUUUCCGGGACUUUGAACCAUCCAAAAUGCAUCAUACGGAGGAUACGCGUGCAUUUUUCAUGGUUACGGAUUGUCGUUUCAUUACGCCCGAUGAUCUGGCAGAUCCCGAGGUUUUGUCGGAGGGUGAAGUGCAGAUUUUUGAUAUGAAGGGCACAACGAUGCGUCAUAUCUCGCGUCUUACCAUAAGCACACUGCGGGCUUAUGUCAAGUUCCUGCAAUUGGCGUUUCCAGUACGCCUUAAGGCCAUUCAUAUGGUCAACUGUCCGACGUAUCUGGAUAGGAUAGUGAGUGUUGUAAAGCCUUUCAUAAGCGAAGAAGUCUUCAAAUUGAUACGCUUUCACACAUCCGGUAUCGACUCUCUGUACACCUUUGUGCCCCGCGAGAUGCUUCCCGAAGAGUACGGCGGCUCUGCCGGACCACUGGCCACUUUACGUGCCCAGACCCAGAAGGUUUUGACCGAACACAGGAACUAUUUGAUGAAUCCGAAUCAUUGGCACGUUGAGAAACCGGAGAAACGUAACGGAAGAUCGUGGAAACUAUUUAAUUAAAAGAGUUCGACUGGCAAUGUGUUUUUUUUUUUUUCUUGAUAUUGUUGCAUUGUGUUAAAUUUUUAGCUUUUUAAUUGAUAUCUACCAAUAUAUGUAUGUAUAAUAUUGUAUAAGUUAUGUAAACGAAUGUUUCUAGGAAUUCUGUUCCAAAAAAAAUACUAUAUUUUUUUAAAUAGCUGUAAAUUCGAAACAUGGAGAAUUAAAGAAAAUACCCC